AUGAUUGCAACUAGCACGUAUAGAAAGAGACUACCACGGGAACCAAAAUGGGGACAUUUGAGAGAUCUGCAUAAGGCUAUCAAAUUAUGUGAAUCAGCUUUAGUUUCUGUAGAUCCCACAGUGACCUCACUUGGAAAUAAUCAAGAGGCUCAUGUAUUCAAGUCAAAAUCUGGUGCUUGUUCUGCAUUUCUUGCAAAUUAUGACACAAAAUCCUCCGCAAAGGUGUCCUUUGGGAAUGCACAAUAUGACCUGCCAGCUUGGUCCAUUAGCAUUCUUCCUGACUGCAAAACUGUUGUUUUUAACACUGCAAGGCUUGGUGCCCAAAGCUCACAGAUAAAGAUGACAUCUGUGAAUAGCGCAUUUUCGUGGCAGUCUUACAAUGAGGAAACUGCCUCUGCUGAUGAUGAUGAUGCAACUACAAUGGUUGGGCUCUGGGAACAAGUAAAUGUCACUAGAGAUGUUACAGACUAUUUGUGGUACCUGACAGAUAUCAAUAUAGAUCCUAGUGAAGGGUUUCUAAAGAAUGGACAGUCUCCUCUUCUCACAAUAUAUUCAGCAGGUCAUGCGUUGCAUGUUUUCAUCAAUGGUCAACUAUCAGGAACUGUUUAUGGGGGACUGGAGAAUCCUAAAUUAACUUUUAGUGACUAUAUCAAGCUGGGGGCUGGCAUCAACAAGAUUUCUUUAUUAAGUGUUGCUGUGGGUCUUCCAAAUGUUGGCACGCAUUUUGAGACAUGGAAUGCUGGGGUUUUAGGCCCAGUCACUUUGAAGGGUCUCAAUGAGGGGACAAGAGAUCUGUCAAAGCAGAAAUGGUCAUACAAGAUAGGUCUGAAAGGUGAAGCUUUAAGCCUUCAUACUGUUAGUGGAAGUUCCUCUGUUGAAUGGGUGAAGGGAUCAUUAGUGGCUAGAAAACAACCUUUGACAUGGUACAAGGCUACUUUUAGUGCACCAGGAGGCAAUGAACCAUUAGCUUUAGAUAUGAAUAGCAUGGGAAAAGGUCAAAUAUGGAUAAAUGGUCAGAGCAUCGGACGCCACUGGCCUGCAUAUAUAGCACGUGGUGGUUGUGGCGAUUGUAGUUAUGCUGGGACUUAUACUGAUAAGAAAUGCCGAACUAAUUGUGGAGAGGCCUCUCAAAGAUGGUACCAUGUUCCACGCUCAUGGCUGAAUUCGGGUGGGAACCUACUGGUUGUGUUUGAUGAAUGGGGCGGUGACCCAACUGGGAUUUCUUUGGUAAAAAGAACGACAGGAAGUGUCUGUGCUGAUAUCUUUGAAGGGCAGCCGACACUGAAGAGCUGGGAUAUGCUAACUUCUGGCAAAAUCAACAGACCAAAAGCCCAUUUAUGGUGCCCACCUGGGCAGAAAAUCUCUCAAAUUAAGUUUGCUAGCUAUGGAAUGCCUCAGGGAACAUGUGGAAGCUUUAGAGAAGGGAGCUGUCAUGCGCACAAGUCCUAUGAUGCUGCUGAAAAGAACUGCAUUGGACAGGAAUCAUGUUCAGUAACUGUUGCUCCUGAAGUUUUUGGAGGGGAUCCAUGUCCAGGUAACAUGAAGAAGUUCUCUGUUGAGGCUGUCUGCAGUUAAAUAUAGCAGCUUCCGUAACCUACAAAAUAAAUGAUGAGCCAGUGGCUCAUCUCAGUACAUAAAAAUACAUACAUCCCAAAUUGACAAGGUGACUGAUUCGACUCUGCACAAGGACAUAAGCAUAGAGCCGUGCCACAUGCCACACGGCCAAAGCCAAUUGUAGAUAGUGAAGAUUAUUCCAAACAUGCAUCAAAGAUGCUUCAUUUGUAUAGGCAAGCCAGUCAUUUGUCAAAUAUAGUUUUAUACGUCAUACAUAGGGCUUAUUACCGGAUGAGAGUCUAGCCAUUUAGACAGACAAGCCUUUAACUUGCUGUUGAUUGUUAUGUAAUUUUCUGUGAAAGCAGUUUCCUAAGAAUAAAUUGGAAAGUAAUAAAAUCUACCCGGUGAAUUGCAGCUUGAUUUA
Messenger RNA from Corylus avellana, 1978 nucleotides. The record is from RefSeq and is a predicted model, not a curated record. Lineage: Eukaryota; Viridiplantae; Streptophyta; Magnoliopsida; Fagales; Betulaceae.